GGCCACACUGGGAAGGGACAGGAGAGGAGAGAGACAUCAUUCAUUAGCAGCCUCGCUCCUAGCAAGUGCCCAGCAGGUGUUUAUGGAAUGACUUACAGAAAUGAGUGAAUGUCCAGUUCUGAGUUUACUGAAUUCAUCCCUCAAAUGUCUUUAUGUGGACCCUGUCCUUGAACACAGUAAUCCUCCAAAAGGGUGUCCUCCCGGGCUUGCUUUUCUGCAAAAUGUUGAGAUUUUUGAAGCGGCCUCUAGUGGUGACUGCUGACAUCAACUUGAACUUGGUGGCUCUGACUAGCCUGGGACUACUCACCCGGCUAUGGCAACUCUCCUACCCUCGGGCUGUGGUUUUUGAUGAAGUCUAUUACGGGCAGUAUAUUUCCUUUUACAUGAAGCGCGUCUUCUUUCUGGAUGACAGUGGACCACCAUUUGGCCACAUGCUGUUGGCCUUAGGAGGUUAUUUAGGAGGAUUCGACGGUAACUUUUUGUGGAACCGAAUUGGAGCAGAAUACAGCAGCAACGUGCCAGUAUGGUCCUUGCGCCUGCCGCCAGCCCUUGCUGGGGCUCUGUCAGUACCCAUGGCCUACCAGAUAGUGUUGGAGCUCCACUUUUCCCACUGUGCUGCCAUGGGGGCCGCCCUGCUGAUGCUCAUAGAAAACGCCCUGCUCACCCAGUCCAGGCUCAUGCUAUUGGAGUCCUUGCUGAUAUUCUUUAACCUCCUGGCCGUGCUGUCCUAUCUGAAGUUCUUCAACUCCCAGACGCACAGCCCUUUCUCACUGCAAUGGUGGCUGUGGCUGAUGCUGACGGGGGUCUCUUGUUCCUGCGCAGUUGGUAUCAAAUACAUGGGAAUUUUUACCUACUUGCUCGUGCUCAGCAUUGCAGCUGUCCAUGCCUGGAACCUGAUAGGAGACCAGACCUUGUCAAAUCUCCGAGUGUUCAGUCACGUGAUGGCCAGAGCAGUGGCCCUGCUGAUUGUCCCGGUUGUCCUGUACUUGCUGUUCUUCUAUGUCCACCUAAUGCUGCUCUAUCGCUCUGGGCCCCACGACCAAAUCAUGUCCAGCGCCUUCCAAGCCAGCUUGGAGGGAGGGCUCGCCCGCAUCACCCAGGGCCAGCCCCUGGAGGUGGCCUUCGGUUCCCAGGUCACUCUGAGGAGCGUCUUUGGCAAACCCCUGCCCUGCUGGCUUCAUUCCCACAAGAACACCUACCCCAUGAUAUAUGAGAACGGGCGCGGCAGCUCCCACCAGCAGCAGGUGACCUGCUACCCUUUCAAAGACAUCAACAACUGGUGGAUCGUAAAGGACCCUGGGAGACAUCAGCUGGUGGUGAACAACCCUCCCAGGCCUGUGCGCCAUGGAGACAUUAUACAGCUUGUUCACGGCAUGACCACCCGCCUCCUUAACACGCACGAUGUUGCAGCCCCACUGAGCCCCCAUUCUCAAGAAGUCUCCUGUUACAUCGACUAUAACAUCUCCAUGCCUGCCCAGAACCUCUGGAAACUGGACAUUGUGAACAGAGAGUCCAGCCGGGAUACCUGGAAGACCAUCCUGUCUGAAGUGCGCUUUGUGCAUGUGAACACGUCUGCCAUCUUGAAGCUGAGUGGGGCUCACCUCCCUGACUGGGGGUUCCGGCAGCUGGAGGUGGUUGGGGAGAAGUCACGAGGCCACCACGAGAGCAUGGUGUGGAAUGUGGAGGAACACCGGUAUGGCAAGAGCCAGGAGCAGAAGGAGAGGGAACUGGAGCUACAUCUACCCACUCAGGUUGACAUCAGCAGGAACCUGAGCUUCAUGGCCAGAUUCUCGGAACUGCAGUGGAAGAUGCUGACGCUGAAGAACGAGGAUUCAGAACACAAGUACAGCUCCACCCCGCUGGAGUGGGUCACCCUGGACACCAACAUCGCCUACUGGCUGCAUCCCAGGACCAGUGCUCAGAUCCACUUGCUUGGAAACAUCGUGAUCUGGGCUUCAGCCAGCCUUGCCACAGUGGCCUACACCCUACUCUUCUUCUGGUACCUGCUCCGCCGGCGAAGGAGUAUCUGUGACCUCCCUGAGGAUGCCUGGUCCCACUGGGUGCUAGCUGGAGCCCUGUGUACUGGCGGCUGGGCGCUCAACUACCUGCCCUUCUUCCUGAUGGAGAGGAUGCUCUUCCUCUACCACUACCUGCCAGCACUCACCUUCCAGAUCCUGCUGCUUCCGAUCGUCCUGCAGCACGUCAGUGACCACCUGUGCAGGUCCCAGCUGCAGAAGAAUGUCUUCAGUGCCCUGGUUGUAGCCUGGUAUUCCUCUGCAUGCCAUGUGUCCAACAUGCUUCGUCCACUAACCUACGGGGACACGUCCCUCUCACCAGGAGAACUCCAAGCCCUUCGCUGGAAAGACAGCUGGGACAUUCUGAUCCGGAAUUACUAGCUCAGAAGAGCGUGGAAGACAAGCAUGCAGAACAGGAUCUAAAACGUGUUUGUCCCCCACCAGCAGAGGUCUCAGCAGUCAGGGACUGGCUGGGUCCAGGAAGGACUCCAGGGAUUAAUUACGAUUUCUCCUGAAGAGCCACUGGUUUCUCAUUUGAGUGAUUUAUUCCUCUUCACACAGUGAAGACUAUGCCCACAGCAUCACCCAUGAGGCCCACCUCUGACCAGCCAGUGUUUGAGCUGCCAGCGUAGGAACCACCAAGGCAGGCAGGAGCACCCGGCCAGGGAAGGAGUGGACAGGACUCCCGUGAUGAGCCUGAGCGUCCCACCAGCUGUGGGGCACCAAUGGGGUCUUGGCCCUGCCUUUCACAAGACCUGCAGCUACCCCAAACAACUCACUGAGGUACAGCGGACCUGUGUAAAGCCUACUUGGAAAUCUGACAGUGCAUUAACACCAAGACUCCUCAUGAUCUGUAUUUUAAAAACCCCUUCUGGGAAAUUUCACCAAAUGUCUUCACUUGUCUUCCAGCCAAGAUGUUAUCCAUACACUUCCUUGCCUUGAAUUUGCCUUUCCUAAUGUAAAUAAAAAGGAACAAACUGAUAA
Messenger RNA from Peromyscus californicus insignis, 2999 nucleotides. RefSeq names its product protein O-mannosyltransferase 1 (gene Pomt1). The transcript is spliced from 20 exons. Gene Ontology annotation, cellular component: membrane. Gene Ontology annotation, molecular function: mannosyltransferase activity. Gene Ontology annotation, biological process: protein O-linked glycosylation. Bases 153 to 2396 code for a protein of 747 amino acids. NCBI's taxonomy places the organism in Eukaryota, Metazoa, Chordata, Mammalia, Rodentia, Cricetidae. The record is from RefSeq and is a predicted model, not a curated record.